Trichoderma asperellum CBS 433.97 is the source of this 3059-nucleotide messenger RNA. RefSeq lists its product as uncharacterized. Gene Ontology annotation, cellular component: mitochondrion; nucleus. Gene Ontology annotation, biological process: mitochondrial DNA repair; mismatch repair. NCBI's taxonomy places the organism in Eukaryota, Fungi, Ascomycota, Sordariomycetes, Hypocreales, Hypocreaceae. Gene Ontology annotation, molecular function: ATP binding; ATP-dependent DNA damage sensor activity; mismatched DNA binding. The record is from RefSeq and is a predicted model, not a curated record.
GCGACAUCGGCCCCUCAACACUCGCCGCUCGUUGGCCUUGGCUCUAAGCCCUGCGUCUCUGCGAUGCAGCUCUCCUGCGGCUGUAUUUGCCGCAAAACUCAGUACAACUGCUCAUUUCGAAGCUGCCGUGAAACGAUCGAGAUCGAAAACUACGGUCAAGCUCUCCGAUUUGCCUCAAGGGAAGAUCCCGGCGAAGCCUCUCCCCACGGAAGAAGAGCAAAAUGAACCGGCCUGGCCUCCCGUCCUAUCCCAAGCGCGCCGGAAUAUGGACAAAUUUGAGAAAUGCAUCCUCCUCACAAGAGUGGGCGGGUUCUACGAGCUCUAUUUCGAGCAUGCCGAGGAAUAUGCACCACUGCUAAAUCUAAAGCUGACUUCCAAGAAAACAAACCCUGGGCCUGUGCCGAUGGCAGGGUUUCCUGUAUUCCAGCUGGACCGAUAUCUCAAGAUUUUGGUGCAAGAUUUGAACAGCCAUGUCGCCGUGGCUGAAGAGUUCCCCAACCAACCCUCAGAAAAAGUCAAGUCGGGCGGCCUCAUGCAUGAUCGUCGAGUGACACGCAUCAUCACUCCAGGAACUCUCAUCGAUGAGAAUUUCAUCGACCCUUACGCCAAUAACUACAUCAUGGCAAUUCACAUCUCUCAAGAUGCCCCUUCUGACUCUUUGCAGUUGGACUCUUCUCCACCCAACGAACACUUACAUGUUCCAAGUGUGAAUGAUUCGCCAAUUGGCCUGGCAUGGCUGGAUCUCUCUACGGGGCAGUUUUAUACCCAAUCUACGACUCUCUCAUCUCUCUCAUCCAUCUUAUCUCGCAUAGCUCCGCGAGAAGUUGUCCUUGAACAAACAUUUGAACUUCGAAAAGAUCAUGACAUUUUCUCGAUAUUAACAGAUGAUCGACAUCUCGUCACAUUUUCGCCACACGAGAGUCUAACAAACCUCGAUGACUGGUCUCCCCUUCUAGAAUCACAAAUAUCCGAAUUUUCAAGAAAAGAUUUCACAGAUAAUGAGGUUGUUGCGGGAGGACUAGUACUAAACUAUGUGAAGAACCGACUUCAGGGGACAAGCAUGAAGCUUCAGCCGCCUAUGCGCUUCGAAAACACGCAGACCAUGACCAUCGAUAAAAAUACCCUGAGAGCGCUGGAAAUUAAGCAGACCAUUCGCGAUGGCUUCUUCCGCGGCAGUCUCCUUCAUGCGAUACGCCGCACAGUUACCAAGAGUGGCGCUAGACUUCUCAACGAAUGGCUUGGUUCUCCAUCUACCUCUCUAGACGUAAUUGAAGCGCGGCAAGAUGUUGUUGCUCGUUUCAUUGAAUCUGCAGAUCUCAAUGAUUCCAUGGUCAUUAUGCUGCGACGGAGCUACGAUUGCCAGAGACUUGCUCAGAAAUUUGCUUUGGGGAGGGGUGAUCCGGAUGAUUUGCUUGGAAUAGCUAACACGAUAUAUGCUGCCGAAGAAGUCGUGCGUUUACUUAAAGAGGCAUCAGGAGGGCAGCAAAGUCCAUCUUCACCAGGACCGGAUUGCCUUGCAUCCUUGGCAUCUCGUAUUCAUCUUGGGGAGCCCCUUGAACUCGCGGAUAGAAUUAAAGAGUCUAUAGAUGAGGAAGGAAUAGCCCAGCAGCAGGCUGUCGAAGAAUCUGAAGCCGAAGCGAUGAUGGCCCUAGCCCAAGAUGUUGUUUCCCCGGAAGGCUCCAGUGAAGACGCAAGUCUCGUGACAAAAGCAAAGAGAAAGAAAACAAGCAGUCUGAAAGAGCUAUACGGCGAAGAUAAUGAGCCUUGGGUUAUGAAACCAGCUGCAAGCAAGGAACUCCAGAACCUUCACAAUGACCUCACAUCACUUGUGAAGGAGAAAGGUGCUCUUGCUGAGGAGCUUCGAGUGCGCCUGGAAGCACCCAGUCUGGCGCUUAAAUGGACAUCGAGCUCAGGACAUAUAGUCCACCUCAAGACGAAAGAGACCAAAAAAUUAACCACAGUAAAGACCGUAUCUUCGACUCGCAGUACAAGCUCGUUCCAUAUUCCUGAGUGGACCGCUCUUGGCCAACAGAUUGAUCAAGCAAAAUUUCGAAUUCGCCGCGAGGAACAGCGAGUGUUCCAGGCCCUUCGUGAACACGUUGUUAAGAAUCUGGUCAAGCUGCGGCGCAUUUCGUCUGUGCUGGACGAGAUCGACAUUGCGACAUCAUUUGCAAAACUCGCCGUCGAGCAGAACCUUGUCCGCCCUAAGUUGAACAAUUCUAAAACCCAUGUUAUCAAGGGUGGUCGCCAUCCUACGGUGGAAGGAGGGCUGCUGGAACAGGGGCGCCGGUUUGUUCGCAAUGACUGUGUGAUUGGGUCGCCGCCAGAUGGCUCCCUUUGGCUCAUUACUGGACCGAACAUGGCCGGAAAGAGCACGUUUCUUCGACAGAAUGCCUUGAUUACGAUAAUGGCGCAAAUAGGGUGCUACGUGCCCGCUACCUAUGCUGAAAUCGGCAUUGUUGAUGCCAUUUUCAGUCGUGUAGGUUCGGCCGACAGCCUAUAUCAUGAUCAGAGCACUUUCAUGGUAGAGAUGCUUGAGACAGCCCAGAUACUACGGCAGGCUACCCCUAAAUCGUUUGUCAUCAUGGAUGAAAUAGGUCGAGGCACUACACCAGAGGAUGGCACGGCAAUAUCGUUUGCUUGCCUACACCAUCUUGUGACAGUUAACCAAUGCCGAACCCUCUUCGCAACACACUUCCACGACGUGGCUGAUAUGGCGGCCGCUGAGGGAUUCUGCAAUCCACAGACUGGACCCGUCCAGGCGUACUGUACUGAUGUACAGGAGGAUAACGAGGGAGGCUUCGUCUACAUUCACAAAUUACGACGAGGUAUUAAUCGCCGAAGCCAUGCUCUGAAGGUGGCACGGUUGGCAGGAUUGCCGCAACAUGCAAUCAAUAUUGCCAAAAGGGUGUUGGAUAAUACUACAGAGGCGAUAGAUAACCGCCAGUCACUUGCUGGAUAAGCACUGGAUCAAAUCACAUGUACCAUAGAAAUUCUGCGCACAAAUGUCCUGUAUAUCUUUCGUAUGUUAGCCAUUGUGAUCUUUACUAAAGAGCAGC